Manis pentadactyla (Chinese pangolin) is the source of this 3260-nucleotide messenger RNA. RefSeq names its product prenylcysteine oxidase 1 (gene PCYOX1). Gene Ontology annotation, molecular function: prenylcysteine oxidase activity. Gene Ontology annotation, biological process: prenylated protein catabolic process; prenylcysteine catabolic process. The coding region runs from base 137 to 1642 and encodes 501 amino acids. The record is from RefSeq and is a predicted model, not a curated record. The transcript is spliced from 6 exons. NCBI's taxonomy places the organism in Eukaryota, Metazoa, Chordata, Mammalia, Pholidota, Manidae.
GGCCUGAGCGGGCGGGGCGGAGUGGGCGGGGCUCAGCGGGGCCGACCGGCGGCGGAGCGGGGGGUUGGGACGGACAGAGCGCGCAGCCGUGCGGGCUGUCGGGAGCUCCCUGGGUGGCUGCUGCGCUCGGGGAGCCAUGGGGUGCACUGCUGGGGAGCUCGUCUCGUUGCUUCUCGGGCUGGGGCUGCUGCUGUGCCCCGGGAGCGCGGAGCUGCGGGCCCCACCGGAUAAAAUCGCAAUUAUUGGAGCUGGAAUCGGUGGCACUUCAGCAGCCUAUUAUCUGCGGCAGAAAUUUGGGAAAGAUGUGAAGAUUGAUCUGUUUGAAAGAGGAGAGGUGGGGGGCCGUCUGGCCACCAUGACUGUGAGGGGGCAAGAAUACGAGGGAGGAGGGUCUGUCAUCCAUCCUUUAAAUCUGCACAUGAAGCGUUUUGUCAAGGACCUGGGUCUCUCAACUAUUCAGAGCUAUGGUGGCCUAAUGGGGGUUUAUAAUGGAGAGACUAUGGUGUUUGAGGAGAGCAGCUGGUUUAUAAUUAACAUGAUUAAACUAAUUUGGCACUAUGGAUUUCAGCCCCUCCGAAUGCACAUGUGGGUAGAAGAUAUAUUAGACAAGUUUAUGAGGAUCUACCGCUACCAAUCUCAUGACUAUGCCUUCAGUAGUGUAGAAAAGUUACUACAUUCCCUCGGAGGGGACGACUUCCUUGGAAUGCUUAACCGAACACUUCUUGAAACCUUGCAGAAAGCAGGCUUCUCUGAGAAAUUCCUCAAUGAAAUUGUUGCUCCUGUCAUGAGGGUCAAUUAUGGCCAAAGCAUGGACAUCAAUGGCUUUGUGGGGGCAGUGUCAAUGUCUUGUGCUGAUUCUGGCCUUUGGGCAGUCGAUGGUGGCAAUAAACUUGUUUGCUCAGGACUCCUUCAGGCAUCCAAAAGCAACCUGAUACCUGGCUCAGUAAUGUACAUAGAGGAGAAAACAAGGACAAAGUAUACCGGAAAUCCCACAAAGAUGUAUGAAGUCGUCUACCAAACUGGACCUGAGACCCGUUCAGACUUCUAUGACAUAGUUUUGGUGGCCACUCCACUGAAUCGGAAAAUGUCCAAUAUAACUUUUCUCAACUUUGACCCUCCAAUUGCGGAAUUCCAUCAAUACUACCAACAUAUAGUAACAACUUUAAUUAAGGGGCAAUUGAAUUCAACUAUUUUUAGCUCCAGAGCUUUAGCUGAGUUUGAUCUUAGUACUAUCUUAACCACAGAUAAUUCAGAUUUGUUCAUUAAUAGCAUUGGGAUUGUAUCUUCUGUGAGAGAAAAUAAUAAUUUUCAACCACCAACAGAUGGCACAUAUAUUUGGAAGAUCUUUUCCCCAGAAAUUCUUACUAAAGAACAAAUUUUAAAGCUCUUUUUGUCCUAUGAUUAUGCUGUGAAGCAGCUGUGGCUUGCAUAUCCCCAUUAUAAACCUCCAGAGAAAUGCCCCUCCAUCAUACUACACGACCACCUUUAUUACCUCAAUGGCAUAGAGUGUGCAGCAAGCGCCAUGGAGAUGAGUGCCAUUGCAGCCCACAAUGCCGCUCUUCUUGCCUAUCACCGCUGGAAUGGGCACAUAGACAUGAUUGACCAAGAGGACUUAUAUGAGAAACUUAAAACUGAACUAUGAAAUAACACUAUCAUUUUCCCCUCCUGGUAACAAAUGGAGCAUCACUGGCAAAAACAACACAAUCUGAGCAAAGAUGAUUGUGAAUCAGGUAUUUUGUCAUCAUUAUUAUUUAACUAAAAUAACCCAAGUGAGUCAUGAGGAAAUACAAGGUUCUAAUUGAGUGUGAAGGUGUAACUAUUGCAUUUAUGUCAUCUCUAAAAUUUCUUCACUUUUAAUAUCCAUAAAUAGUAUUUCCCAAACUUGUCUGAGAUUCACCAGGAGUUUGUUAAAUAAUGGAUUCCCUAGCUCCUCUGGAGAUUCUCAUUCAGUAGGUCUGGGGGUGGGAUGCUGGAUUUUGAACAAAACCUUAGAGCAUUUUAAAUAAGCUGAGCACUUGAAAAAUGUAAAGAUCAGAAGAUAGUUAAAACUACUAUGGGAGUUGGUAUCAUAUGCCUGGCUUUAGUUAAUAAUUUAUGCCCUCUUCAAAGUAAAAGUGCCCAUGCUUGCAGCCUUGACUUUCAGAAUGUUCUUUUGAUUGCUUCUGUCUGGAUUUAAUUAUGGGUGAAAUUCAGAAAUCUAAGUCAUAUAACCUUAAGAUGUCAUACAAAAAUCUCAAGUAAAAUGAAAAGCAAAUAUAGGCUACUGAUUUAAGAAUUUGGCAUUCUACUAUGAAAUCCUCAGUUAUGGAGCUUUAAAAAAUAGAUUCCCCACAACCAGAGAUUGAUUUAAUGAAUUAAGGACAGGACCCCAGCAUUGUAGCUUUUUAAAGUUCCUAAUGUGCAACCUGAAUUGAGAAUCACUGAUGUGGGGUGUAAGCUGUCUUCAAAGGGUUUUUAGUGCCUUAAAGGUCCCAAGAAACCAAUCCAUUAUCAAAGCUGAUCCAUUUUGUGAAGAUUGAUUUCUCUAAAUGAGAACUCCAGUAGUAAUCUUGAUAGUAGAGGCAAUUUAGUGUACUCCAGAGCAGAUUACACUAAAGUAGGAUAUUUAGAAUGACACCACACUUGAUCAAAUAAAUCCAGCAUAUGUUCAAACUAUUAAAUGCUUCUAAAGCUACUGUAGCAUUUUGGUAAGAAAUUGGUUGCUGAAAUCUUGUUUUAAGGCAGUAGUUCUCAACCUUGGCUGCAUAUUGGAAUCACCUGUAGGACUAUAAAGCUUCCCAAAUGAUUCUGUGUGCAGCCAAACUUGAGAACCAGUUCUACACUUACUAUACGAAGAUCAUGACUGACUGUCCUUGUAGUCACUAGUAGGACAGAAAAAAAGCCUGUGCUUUCUCAAAGUAAAUCCAACAAAGUCAACGUGUACUGUAAAAAAAAGUUCUUCACCUGAUUAAAGCAGUAGCUACUUUAGCAAAAUGGGGGAAGAGAACAUUGAUUCCUCAAGAUUUUUUUCUCUGCUACAAUUGUGAAUAUUAGUAUGCUGAUAAAAUUGCCAAGAUAUAUUUGAUAUAAAGGCAGGGCUUAAAUUUAUAGUUUGCCAAAGGGUCAGCUUUUUUCUGAUUUUAUUCUUAACAAGUAUGUUACAUAUUCUUAUUUUUUCCUCUUGUGGUUUCAAUGAAAACAGUAUUGUAGAGAAUGUAAUAUUGUGUUAUGUGUAUGUUAAGGAUCAGUAAAUAUUAAUGAAAUAGUUUCUGUCACCCUAA